This is a messenger RNA of Vicia villosa (hairy vetch), 1024 nucleotides long. Its product is annotated as receptor-like protein 7. The transcript is spliced from 5 exons. Gene Ontology annotation, molecular function: protein binding. The record is from RefSeq and is a predicted model, not a curated record. Lineage: Eukaryota; Viridiplantae; Streptophyta; Magnoliopsida; Fabales; Fabaceae. Bases 104 to 1024 code for a protein of 306 amino acids.
GGAUCUUAGUUGCAACAAUCUGGUAGGUGAAUUACAUCCCAACAGCACUAUCUUUCAACUUAGACACCUUCAACAACUCAACUUGGCUUUUAAUGACUUUUCCAUGUCUUCAUUGCAAGUUGGUGUUAGUGAUCUAGUUAAUCUCAGAUAUAUAAAUCUAUCGUACUCUAAUCUCAUGGGUAAUACUCCUUCCACCAUCUCUCAUUUGUCAAAAUUAGUAUCACUUGAUCUUAUCACAAAUGACAUGGAACUCAAUCCAUUCACAUGGAAGAAACCCAUUCUUAAUGCUACCAAUUUGAGGGAGCUUUAUCUAGAUAGUGUGAAUAUGAGUUCAAUAAGAGAGAACUCUUUGUCUAUGAUAAAUAAUUUGUCAUCCUCUUUGGUUUCUCUUAGUCUGUCAUACACUGGGAUGCAAGGAAAUUUGUCAAGUGACAUCCUCUCUUUACCUAAUCUUCAAAAACUAAAUUUGUUUGAUAAUUAUGAUCUUAGUGGUCAACUUCCAAAGUUCAAUUGGAGCACUCCUCUUAGGUACUUGGACCUCUCCUACAUUACUUUCUCAGGUGAAAUUCCUUAUUCCAUAGGUCACUUGAAGUCUCUUACUCACUUAAACCUUCGAGCCUGCAAUUUUAAUGGAAUGGUUCCUCCAUCUUUGUGGAACCUCACUCAACUCACAUUCUUAAACCUUGUCGCCAACAAUUUUGAGGGUAAGAUCUCAUCAUCACUUUCAAAACUUACAAAGCUCACUUUCUUAAAUCUUGGAGCUUCCUCUUUCCCAUGCCUCUCCAAUCUUAGUCUGUCUAUUACUUCCUUAUUCCUCACUUCACGUUUCCUUUUCUCACUUCUACGUUAUGUGCCCAGGAUGAAUAUGAUGUUGAUGGUGACGAUGAACACGUUUGCCGAUGAUAUCGUGAUAGUGACUGUGGAUAUUAGAGGUAUUUGGAUGAUAAAGUUUUUGAUUUUGGAUCAAAUCUCUGCUGUAUUAGAGAAACAACAUUAUUGUCCAAGAAAUAGGUAUAACCUAUAG